Messenger RNA from Triticum turgidum subsp. durum (durum wheat), 600 nucleotides. The record is from the annotation of a GenBank genome assembly. NCBI's taxonomy places the organism in Eukaryota, Viridiplantae, Streptophyta, Magnoliopsida, Poales, Poaceae.
AUGGGGUCGAGCGGGACGCGGACAAAGCCGGGAGGCAAAGGCAAGGCAACACAGCGGCGGCCUGUGCUCACCGCUGCGGCGGACGGCAGAGCAAGAAGGAGCCCUGCGACGGGGCUCAGCAAAGCACUGGCCUGGUUUGUCGUUGUCACCGAUCGCGACAUCUUGGGGCACCGGAGGGACGUCAUGGAGGACGGGAUCCGGUGGAGGUCGAGGCAGGGGUUCGGAGCAGAGGCGAGAUGGCGCGAUGGCGGCCUCUACUCGUCAGCGUCGGAGGACGACAUUGUGGAGCAGCUGUGGCAGAGCAGCUUGGGGACGGUGCAGGGGAGGCAGCGGCGAGGCGCAGGCACGAGGGCUCUGCAUGGGGCGAGGAGGAGGUUGGGGUGCACGGGGCUGCCGACGCGAGGUGGGGUGGCGGGGAUCGAGGAGAGGGCGAGGGGAUCGGCCAUGCUGGCCUUUCUUGGCGCUGGCAACGUGCGUGCGUGGGUGGUGGCGGUAGCGGGAGGACGAGAGGGAGUGGGUGAGAAGAGGGGUCAGCCUAGGGUUAGAAGGGGUGCGGGCUGGGGUUUAGAUGGCAGUGGUUGGGCCUUAGGGAGGCCGUAG